AAAGAGGGGUGGGACGCGCUGAACAUGAGAUAAGGGAGUCAGGCGGUACGUUGUGAUUACCUGAGUCAAUAUAACCUGGUGUGAUAACAGCUAAUGCACAGUGGGACUCGUUCAUACCCGGACUAACAAUCCGUUUGCUCAAACUGCUGUUUUUGUAUUUUUCAGUGAUACAAAGGUAAGUGUUCCACUAUGGUUCAAACUUACCUUUACUGAUGUGAGCUAAUGAUGCUGUUUGUGGCUUCAUUUCCAGGUAAUAUCUGGCUUUCAAUACCAGAUUUUCUGCACCACAUUUAUUCAUUGAUUAGUCUUAUUUUGCCAACUACUUCAUCUGAGUGUCAUUUUAUAGUCUGGAUAUUUGGCACAGUCAAAGUUUGAGUCGACCGUCUGACUGGUUAGAUCCUUAUUUGGAACUUAGGUUGCUAAAAUAAAACAUGCAUACAUUAAUAUAAGCAUGCUUUAUGUAAUACAAAUUAAAGGUGCUAAGUAAAUGUAAACUAACAAUGACAGCUACAUAUAAAAUAUACAUUUGAAUAAUUACUUAAUCCAUCAACAUGUCUAAUGGGCCCCAGCCCAGCAAGACUGUCUUAUAUUAUCAAGACUUUCAUAUUAAACGUCAUCAAUUCAUCUCUCUUAAUUCUUGUUCCACCAUUGGCCCACUUAGUCAACUGUCAUUGUGAAUUCAGAUGAUAACUUGUGAUUUCACAGAAAACAGGUCUGCAUUUUCUAUUUCCAGGCCUCACUCGUGUAAUUCUAGCCACUGUCACCACAUCAUUAAGCAAAACACAACUCACUACGUUUGACGACUGUGUCUUCCCUUUAAAAAUGGGGAUAUAAGUGAAAGGCUAUGUUCUGAUUCACAGCCUCCUCCUGCCAUCACAUCAACACGAUGCCUCAUCGCAGCUGUUCUGUUGAGAUUAACAACAACUCCGGCUACUACACUCUGGCCAAUCCAAGGGCUUUCAGUGAGAGUGGCAAAUGCGAGGUCCCUUUGCCACCCAUGGUAGGUCCCUGCUCUGAAGCCAGUGCACUGUUCAACAAAGUCACUGGCAGUGCAACUGGAGCAGUUGGAGUCUUCACCUAUGACCUUGUCAACCCUGACAUGAACGACUAUAGCCACAUCAUGGCUGUCAUGUUCUCCGUGCCGUAUGAUCGAAGCCUCUACUCCAACUGGUUUGCCGUGGGGAUCUUUGACAAAGGAACCGACUGUGACUAUAAUCUUUAUGACAUCAUGUAUAAUGGGAGUGAAAAUAGUUUCGUAAGAGCCAAGGCUGACGGGUCCUGCAUUUCUUAUGAAGGUGACUACGUUAUUGUCAGUGCCUCCAUGUCUGAUUCAGGUGAAGCAGUCCUGAGGGUGGAUGUCAAUGACACAGGGAUGUACUAACACAACAGACGCAAGAUGUUACACAAGUAAAACAAUCACUGGCAUCCCACUACGUAUCUGCAAGGGUCAAUCAACUGGUAAUACUGGUCACUUGCUAAAGUGGUGCUGAUUUCAGUGUAAACGAGUGCAUGCCGUUGUAUACUCUAGAGUGCUUUCUCUAGACUGAUUCAUGAAAGAUUUGUAUGUAUCAAAAACAGGUUUUCUUUGUAACCAGUGUAUAACGUAACAAUAAAUCUAAACCUUUACCUGGUUUAAAUUUGUCCCUCUUCUGUUCAACAUCACCUCCGGAUUCUGCAGAAGUAUUUCUCUG
This is a messenger RNA of Haplochromis burtoni (Burton's mouthbrooder), 1691 nucleotides long. RefSeq names its product DELTA-stichotoxin-Hmg2b. Gene Ontology annotation, cellular component: pore complex. Gene Ontology annotation, molecular function: channel activity. The coding region runs from base 887 to 1381 and encodes 164 amino acids. The record is from RefSeq and is a predicted model, not a curated record. NCBI's taxonomy places the organism in Eukaryota, Metazoa, Chordata, Actinopteri, Cichliformes, Cichlidae. Gene Ontology annotation, biological process: monoatomic cation transport; cytolysis in another organism; pore complex assembly. The transcript is spliced from 2 exons.